Molecule: messenger RNA, 2887 nt
Organism: Paramecium octaurelia
Lineage: Eukaryota; Ciliophora; Oligohymenophorea; Peniculida; Parameciidae
Source: the annotation of a GenBank genome assembly
AUGAAAACACAAAUUUCUUAAGAUUUAAUAAAUCAGUACAUUUAAAUGGGAUUCCCAUUCGAAUAAAUUAUUACGGCUUGGGAUUUGAUUGAUUUUGAGUAGGAAAUGUUAAACAUGCUCUUAAUUUUGUCAAGUUAAAUAUAAUAGAGUUAGAAAAGCGGAAUUGUAUGACUUUUAAUAUUGUUAUUAGAAACAACAAGAAGAUUCGGCCAUAGCAUAGCUGUUGCUUGAAUCACAGUUAAACAAUUAAUAGUCAGAAAUUCAAAUAAUCUUGCCUUAAUAGAAAAUGAGAGUCAAUGGAAUACCAUGCGGGUUAAAAAAUAUUGGGAAUACUUGCUAUUUCAAUAGUCUGAUGUAGAUAUAUUUCUUUAACAGUCAAUUUGUGAAGACUAUAAUGGCUUUCUAACCUCCGUUAUAACACAAGGAUGCCAAAAUUGUUAAAUCAUCCUAAUUGGUAUUAAACCUAUAAAAUCUUUUCGUAAGAAUGAUUGGAAGUGAUAAGAAGUAUGCAGAUCCAGGAGAAGUUGUUAGGUGUAUAACUGACCAUUUAGGAAAUUCACUUCCUAUUGGGAGUUAAAAAGAUGUAGGGGAAUUCAAUGAUUAUUUCUUAAGUAGGAUAGGAGAAGGUCUAACAUAGAAAGAACAACAAUAUAACCAAAUUAAAGAUAGCCAGAUUGAAUCUUCUUCUUCAUCAAUAUUAAAGUAAAGGUCUUCCAUUAUCCAGGUUGAUGACCUUGUUUCAGAAUUGUUUUUUUGCUAGGUAUUUAGCCAAAUUGAGUUUGAACAAUAAGGUGUUCAAUAAAUCAAAGAAAAAAAUGAGAUUUGCAAUUGGAUUCCACUUAAUAUAAAAGAUGGAAAUUUAUAUGAUAGUUUUGAAAGUUUGAUUAUUAAUCAUUUAGAGGAUUUCAAAAAUGAUUUAAAUGAAACUGUUUAAGCUAUUCAAUACAAUUGGAUAUCUUCUCCGCCUAAAACGCUAUCAUUUUAACUUUAAAGAGUUCAUUUUCGCUAAGAAUAAGGUAUCUUAUUAAGGAUAAUGUAGUUUAGGUAAAUCAAUUAAAUUAAAUGAUGAGUUUACAUUUGAUGAAGAAAUCUAUAUAGAUCGCAUUUUAAAGAAAAAUCGGGAGAAAUAUCGAAAUAUAUUAAAAAAAACUAAAGAAUUAAAGUCUUAAUUACAGUAGUUUAAACUAUAAUAAGAAUAGAAUAAUUUUAAUAAUCAAUGGGUUAUUUAGAAUAUAAUAACAAGUACGAUUUAAUACAUGUUUACUUAAAACAAUGGAAACAAAAAUCCUGGAUUGUUCAACUAAUAAGUAUAGUAAUUUCACGAAUAAUAAAUGGCAAUUAAAAACCAAUAACUCUAAUAAAAAUGCGAUGAUAUUGAAAAGUAAAUACAGACUAAUUUUGAUGAUUUAAAAAAUUACAAAUACGUUCUCUAAUCCAUUCUUAUGCAUAAUGGUUAAGCUGGUAAUCUAUAUUCUAUUAUUAGAUUGUGGACAUUAUUACACUUAUAUCAAAGAUUUUGGGCUUAAUAAAUGGUUUAAAUUCAAUGACAUUGAAGUUUAGGAGGUGACUAAAGAGAAGGUAUUUUAUGAUGCUUUCGGAAAAAAUAAAGGAGAGAAUGCAUAUCUAUUAAUCUAUAUUAAAGUAGAUAUUAUGGAAAAAGAUUUGCAGUCGUAGAUGAGAACCUACAGAACAAGCUCUUCAUUUCAAUAUUUAUAAGACACUUAUGGAAGUUUCCUUAAUAAUAAGUAAAGAGAAGAAUUAGCCAAAGAGAAUUUAUAGCUUUAAAAAGAAAUAGGCCAAAUUUAACCUUCAUUAAUAGACUAAAUUAUGGAGUCUUAUUCAGAGCAAUUCAAUAUUAUUAAUUAGCAGUAUAUGAAUAUAUCUAACUUUUGGUAAACAGUAGAGUUAAAGCCAUUGAUUAUGAUGAACUUUCCAAUGUAUAUUAUGAGCAAAAUGGCUUUAUCCACUAAUGGUUAUUAUGAAAAUAUAUUAAAAUGGGUGGUGAUUGAAUCGGCAUUUGUAUAGGUGAAUCCAGAUAAAUCAGGUGGUUAAGGGAAAAAUAUAUAAAUGUCCAAUGAUGUAAUUUAAAUGAUAAUCAUAGUUAUAAAUGCAAAUAAUGAAUAAAUUUAAGGAACUCAAUUUCCCAUUAGAGUUGUUAAGCCAAACAUAAUUAAAUGAGAAAUAGAAAUUGCUAUAGGAAUACAGCUCAUAUAUUUAAAUGGCAUCUUUGGCCUCUAUACUGUUUGAUACAGUCAUAUCCGAAAAUUUUACAAGUGCUUUAUCAAUUCUACAUCAAUUGUAAACAAGGGUUGAAGAAUCGAAUUAGCACAUUUAUUUUAAACAAAUAGUAAGUUAUUUAUAAAGAUUAAUUCCUAUCAUAAUAAUAGGCAAAAUGAUUCCUGUGCAAGAACCCGUAAAUUUGCAAGAAUUGGAGUUACUUCAAAUUUAUUUCGUUUAUUAGUAUUUCAAGCAUUAAUUAACAACUGUAUGGGAAAGAUAAAUCUUGAUAAUGAUGAGUGCGAUCUUAAAAAAUCAUUAUGAACCAUAAAUUCAGAAAAUUAUUGAUUAAUUUCACAAUAAAAAUUUAGAUCCACAUUUAGUAGGAAAUAUUAUUAAGAUUAGUAACGUAAAUACUUAUAAAAAUUAUAAAUAUAGGAUGUAAUUAGUCAACAAGCAUAUUUAAUUAGUCAUUAUGAUAUUUACAAUUGGUUUCCGACUUAAAAGUUAGAUAUUUUAUUUGAUAGUUUGGUCACAAGUGAGAAUGAUUUGAAACUCAAAUUUUAAGUACGAUAACUAUUAAAUUUAGAAAUAUAUCAAGAUAAAAAUGGAAAUUGAAAGAUAAAAUGAACCUUUGAUAUAAGAAUAAAUAGAAGCUUUAUUAAUUUGA